AUGGCUGUUGUUUGUUCCAUCUGCCAACCGACGGGACCGGGCCCCCGAAUCGUCGAGUUUCCAUUACCCCCAGAUUACUUGAUCGUGCAGCCCGCGCCAGCGCCAGUUGCGACCCCGAGAUGGCCACGGGACAGUCCGACCUGGCCCCAUUGGGGAAGUUGGGAAGGACUCUGGAUGAUGGGAAACCUAGUUCGUUUGGACAAUGCCCCGUUCCCUCUGACUCUUGCAGCUUGCGCUUCCUCUGCUUCUGCUCUACCCCAGCUUUUCGGUACCGUACCUUGGAUGGUGUUCACAACUCACGAUACUCUCACUCCCUUUUCGAGUCUCGACUUGCGUAACAACACAGUCUAUUCCACAGAAUCUAGCCACCCCAGGCCGGGGCCCCGACGAUCCAAAUUGAUGCCCCGCGAUCCCGCAUCGCCAUUACCAAAUGGAAAAGCCGUUGUAAAACACUGCCGGUCUCCAGAGGUCCUGAACCCAAGACUCCUCUCGUCACGCGGUCUGACAAGGCCUUUUGUUUCGUCCAAAUUCGAUUCUUCCCUCCUCCUUCCGGGAAAGUAA
Molecule: messenger RNA, 561 nt
Organism: Colletotrichum abscissum
Lineage: Eukaryota; Fungi; Ascomycota; Sordariomycetes; Glomerellales; Glomerellaceae
Exons: 1
Coding region: 1-561 (186 amino acids)
Source: RefSeq, a predicted model, not a curated record